AUGGAGUUGCCACGUUCCCCGGGUGCUCUCUUGCCGUCCGCAACGAGGGGGAGAAAACGAGCGGUGCUCGCGGGGCUCCCCAGCUCCGGCACCUUCCUUCCUCCCCGCGCCUUCAUCGAACAGAGGCCGGUUUAUCUGCCUGCCUGCUGCCAUGGGACGGAGGUGCUCCGCCCGCACGACCCCCUGGCCCGCCACCACGCCUCCACGAAGCGCUCGUCCCCGCGCCCGUCGGCGGCGGCGAGGCGCCACCAUGCCGGCGGAGCCGCGCGGCGCGGACAGGCGGCGGGGGCGGCGGCGUCCCCUGUGCUGCCGCGCGUCAAGGUGGCCGCCGCCGCCGCGGAGGCCGCGUACGCCGGGCCGGCGUUCGGGGCCAUGUCGCCGUCCCCGCGGGCGCUGCCGCUGCCGCGCUUCUCCUCCAAGGCGGCGGCGGCGGCGGCGGCCACCGUGGACGACUCCGCCACGCGGGAGCUCCGGCGGCUGCUGGGUCUCGAGCGAUUCACGACGAAUUGAUCAACUAACCCACGCCCCCAGCGAGCGAGCAAUUAAAUUCAGUUAAGCAGGCCACGGAUUCAGCAAAAAAAGAAGGGGUAUCAAGAAUCAAGAUGUGUUACGUAUGGGUCUCUACUUCUCUUCCCUUGAUUCUUUUCUGGUCGAUCUCCAAUGGCGCGUCCCCGGGCAUGGCCGCGCAUGUGCAAAUUUCAAGUCCGGCCGCUCCACCAUCCGCCUCCUUUGUCCGGUGUUUUUUGUCAAGGACCAAGGGAGGGGCGGUGCCGCUCCUGUAGAGGGGGUGAAACUAGAGGGAGAGAUGAAUGAUUUGAAGGGAAGGUUUCAUGUGAUUUAGAGGUUUCAUGUGAUGCAAACCAGAUCUCUCUUAUAUACUUCUAAAUCAAAUCCUAAAUCCACUGGUUAAAUAUAGUGCU
Brachypodium distachyon (stiff brome) is the source of this 920-nucleotide messenger RNA. RefSeq lists its product as uncharacterized. NCBI's taxonomy places the organism in Eukaryota, Viridiplantae, Streptophyta, Magnoliopsida, Poales, Poaceae. The record is from RefSeq and is a predicted model, not a curated record. Bases 1 to 510 code for a protein of 169 amino acids. The transcript is spliced from 2 exons.